Exaiptasia diaphana is the source of this 2259-nucleotide messenger RNA. RefSeq lists its product as uncharacterized. Lineage: Eukaryota; Metazoa; Cnidaria; Anthozoa; Actiniaria; Aiptasiidae. The record is from RefSeq and is a predicted model, not a curated record. The transcript has a single exon. Bases 50 to 2095 code for a protein of 681 amino acids.
CCACUGCGUCAAUAUUCCUGUUCGCUUUGAUGCUGCUUUAUUUGUCAAAAUGGCAGAUAAAAUCGUUCAUUCGUGCUUGUUGUCCAAGAUUGCYAUCRSUCUAUCGGUSGUCAGUUUGUUGUUAUGCUGUGGUGUGUUUUUACGAACAGAAUUAAUGCUAAACGAGCUGUAUUCAAGAGACAUCAAGCUGCCAGACAAGAUGACUUCAAAACACCACAUAAACAAUGGCAUGGAUCGUCUCGACAAAGAUCAUCGUUCAAAACGAACAUUAGAGAAACAAGAAGCAAAACAAAAUCAAGAGAUUCUAAGAAGAAAUGCAAGAGAUGUCACAACAGCAAACAAUAACACUAUAAAACUGCUUACUCGUAUAUUAUCCCAGAAAAUGCGUCAAGAGGUCCGAAAAACACUUCACACUAACAGUUAUAAGAUUCUAAUAGCAGGACCCCCCGGCCCACCGGGGAAAACCGGUCCUAGAGGACCGAGAGGAUUCACUGGAAAAACUGGACGUCGAGGAAAACGAGGACCACGUGGUUUUCCUGGAAAAAUUGGACUUCCUGGUCCAAGAGGAAUAACAGGACCAAAGGGACCAAAGGGACCAAAGGGAGAUCGUGGUCCUUCCUUAGCACGUCCAACAGUACUCAUUUCACCAACACAUCUCAUCGUCAAUGAAARCCAGUCCGCCAUCUUACAUUGUUCGUCUAGUGGUUAUCCUCGACCUGAUGUUGUCUGGAGUAAAAACAACGAUUCGUUACUACACACACGAGCAGUAGUUGAUAGCACUGGUAAACUUCACAUCAAACACGUGACUUCCAAUGACUCAGGAAUCUAUCAGUGUAAGGCUUCUAAUCUUCUUGGCAGCUCAGAAACAACUGCAAAACUUCAAGUGAACUUCCGCCCACGGCUGACCUUAAACAAACAAUCAAUAUACAAAAAGAUUGGUGAUAACAUUCGUCUACCUACGUGUCACGUGACUGGAUUCCCUAAGCCAAAAGUCACGUGGUCGAAGGUUAUUGGUAAUCAGUGGAUUUUUGGCGGGUUGAAAAGCCUGCUGAGUCCGCGUUUUGUUCUGAGAGAUGGAAUUAUAACUAUAAUUAAAGCGAAGAAAGAAGAUUCGGGGACAUAUGUUUGCAAAGCUGAAAAUCGUCUUGGUUCUUCUGUAGGAUCUAUUAUGGUAAAUGUUAUCGAUCUGCCUGUGUUUGUUGUCAAGCCACCCACGUCGUAUACAAUUCUUUCAGAGAAAACUUUAGUGUUGAACUGCACCGCUAAAGGUGACCCUCAGCCUGUCAUUAGUUGGAGAAAAGACAACGGUGUUCUUCCUGUUGGUAGAUAUGAAGUGAGAGAUGGCUCUUUGAUUGUAAAGAACGUCAAGAAAGCAGAUUCGGGUGUGUUUGUGUGCAUUGCUACGAGUGCUGGUGUGUUUGAUACAGAAUCUAGAACAACGCUGACUGUAUACCAUGCAAAGGAUUGCACAGAUCUUUACAAAUCAGGAGAGAGACGUAACGGUGUUUACACAGUUAAACCAGACAAGCAGCCUGCAUUUCAAGUCUACUGUGACAUGACAACUGACGGYGGGGGKUGGACUGUGWUMCARMGAAGACAAGAUGGAUCGGUUGAUUUCUAUCGCAAUUGGCAGCAAUACAAAACAGGUUUUGGAAACCUGAAUGGCGAGUUUUGGUUGGGUAACGAUUACAUCCAUCGACUGACAGCAAGAAMARCRUCGAKUCUGCGCGUUGAGUUAGAGGACUGGGACGGAACUAGGAAGUAUGCCAAAUAUAGUAGUUUUAGUAUCGGUGAUGAAUCAGACAAGUACAAGCUGUUGGUUGGCUCGUAUUCAGGUACUGCUGGGGACUCGUUAACAUAUCAUAAAAACAUGGCGUUUAGUACAAAAGAUAGAGAUAACGACAAAGACAGUACGCACUGUGCUUUGGUUGAUACCGGGGCCUGGUGGUACAAUGGAUGUCAUUAUUCUAAUCUGAAUGGGAAGUACCUUGGAAAUAAUCGCGAUUCUUGGAAAGGAAUCAUUUGGUACCAUUUUCAUAGAAGUAAACAAAGUUUUAAGAUUUCUGAAAUAAAAAUGCGAACGAGUACAUUUUAAUAAUUGACUAGUACUGUAAGACAACUCUGAACUGAGUUACUGUUGUUGUAUCGAUUGCUCUUAUAACUAGACGCAUGAACGCGGGGUUCUGCUGGUAAAAAUCUACUAGUAAAUCAAUAUAUUAGUUAAAUUUCAGUGUAUCCAUAAAAUUUGAUUUGUAUGAC